Molecule: messenger RNA, 1961 nt
Organism: Glycine soja
Lineage: Eukaryota; Viridiplantae; Streptophyta; Magnoliopsida; Fabales; Fabaceae
Product: aspartic proteinase PCS1-like
Exons: 1
Coding region: 192-1571 (459 amino acids)
Cellular component (GO): extracellular region
Source: RefSeq, a predicted model, not a curated record
AGUGUGUGUCUUUCUUUCUCUGCCAAAUGAAAGAAUAAUAAGAUCCACCCCACUCAACCGAAGAAAACGCGUCUUCUUUUGGCGUUUCUUUGUUCCCCCAGCCUCUCUUUUUCUUCUUCCUUUCCCCCGCUAUAUAUACAAACACAACCUGCGAUACUCACAUUCACACAAACACAAACACAAACAUCAUUAUGCCUCCAUCAUCACUGUUUUCAAACAUGCAUUUCUUGUUCUUUUUUCUUCUCUCCUCCAUACACCUCUCUGUACAACUCAACCACACCACCACCACCACCACCACUAACAACUCAACCUCAUUAUUCUCACUCUCUUUCCCUCUCACAUCACUCUCCCUCUCCACCAACACCGCUCUCAAGAUGAUGCUACGCAACUCACUCAUUGCAAACACAAACAACAACAACACACAACUUAAAUCACCACCUUCUUCUCCUUACAACUACAAGUUGUCUUUCAAAUACUCCAUGGCUUUAAUCGUGGACCUUCCCAUUGGUACCCCACCGCAGGUCCAGCCCAUGGUGUUGGACACCGGAAGCCAGCUCUCGUGGAUUCAGUGUCACAAAAAAGCACCCGCGAAGCCUCCCCCAACGGCGUCGUUUGACCCUUCUCUCUCCUCUACCUUUUCUACCCUUCCGUGUACUCACCCUGUCUGCAAGCCCCGAAUUCCCGAUUUUACCCUCCCCACCUCCUGCGACCAGAACCGCCUCUGCCACUACUCCUACUUCUACGCCGACGGCACUUACGCCGAGGGCAAUCUCGUCAGAGAAAAAUUCACUUUUUCGCGUUCCCUUUUUACCCCCCCUCUCAUCCUCGGCUGCGCCACCGAGUCCACCGACCCCAGGGGCAUUUUGGGAAUGAACCGCGGACGCCUCUCCUUCGCUUCCCAGUCCAAAAUUACAAAAUUCUCCUACUGUGUCCCCACCCGCGUGACCCGACCUGGGUACACUCCAACCGGGUCGUUCUACCUUGGCCACAACCCGAAUUCCAACACGUUUCGGUACAUCGAAAUGUUGACUUUUGCUCGGAGUCAACGCAUGCCGAAUCUCGAUCCUUUGGCCUACACUGUAGCCUUACAGGGGAUAAGAAUCGGAGGAAGAAAACUCAACAUCUCGCCGGCGGUUUUUCGUGCCGAUGCUGGUGGGUCGGGUCAAACCAUGCUUGACUCCGGAUCCGAGUUUACUUACCUUGUUAACGAGGCUUAUGAUAAAGUGCGGGCUGAAGUAGUUAGGGCUGUGGGCCCCAGGAUGAAGAAGGGUUACGUGUACGGUGGUGUUGCGGACAUGUGUUUCGAUGGGAAUGCGAUUGAGAUCGGACGGCUAAUAGGGGACAUGGUGUUUGAGUUCGAGAAGGGGGUGCAAAUAGUGGUUCCCAAGGAGAGGGUUCUGGCUACCGUGGAGGGUGGGGUUCACUGCAUCGGGAUUGCGAACUCUGAUAAAUUGGGUGCGGCCAGUAACAUUAUUGGGAAUUUCCAUCAGCAGAAUCUGUGGGUGGAGUUUGAUCUGGUCAAUCGCAGAAUGGGUUUUGGUACGGCUGAUUGUAGUAGAUUGGCUAAGUAGAAUGGGGGAAACGUUAGAUAUGUGUUGGUGCAUGUAACUUGCGUGUGUCAGCUGUUGGUAACUAGAGAUUUUUUUGUACCAAGGGAAUAUCAACGUGUCACGUGUGUGAUCAGGCAUAUGAUCAUGAUGAUAUGGUUGAAAUCCAACGGUCCAAGAGCGAGGAAGAAAAAGAAAGUUCUACAACUGUUGCCAUGAUGACGCCAACUGCUUUUGGAAGAUGUGUGAAGGCACACAAGUUAUAUCUUGUACACUGAGAGACUAUUGUAUAUAAUGAGGAUUAAUUAGAGGAUGUGUAUUAUUUACAUAUAUUAAUUAAUAUUUAAUAUAUAUGAACCAUUGCUUUGUUUUUUGAGAUAUAAUAUAAUAAUGUAUACGAGAAUGUGAAUGUCC